Molecule: messenger RNA, 1767 nt
Organism: Solea solea (common sole)
Lineage: Eukaryota; Metazoa; Chordata; Actinopteri; Pleuronectiformes; Soleidae
Product: UDP-glucuronosyltransferase 2C1-like
Exons: 2
Coding region: 137-1735 (532 amino acids)
Molecular function (GO): UDP-glycosyltransferase activity
Source: RefSeq, a predicted model, not a curated record
CCGUAAGUCUGGCAAGAGAACUAACUAACUAACUAACUGUAGAGGCUAUUUGCAGUUUGUUGCUGUAUUUGCACACUUCAGGAUCUUUCUGUGUGUAUGACGCAUCAUACGCUAUCACACUCUGAAGAGGUUGACGAUGGCACACUAUGGAAACACUUUCUUCUCCGCAGUCCUUUUAUCCAUCAUCGUCUUGACAUUGAGACCAUGUCAGGGCGGCAGGAUUUUGAUUGUUCCUUUGGAGGGAAGCCACUGGGUGAACAUGGAUUUCAUGGUUAAAGCACUCCACUCUCGGGGACACUCUCUUGAUGUGCUACGGACCAGUGGGAGCUGGUAUAUCAAGGGUGACUCGACGUACUACAAGACAAUCACAGUGUCUGUCGCUGAAGCCUUUAAUCAUGACUUUAUCAACCCAAUCCUGAAAAAGAUCUUUGACAUAGAGAGAGGCGGUAGCUCUGCUUUGUUAAGUUUUGCCAGUUUGCAAGUUGAGAUGUUUACUGCAAUGUUUAACAUGCAUAGAAUAAUAUGCGACAUGGCUACUAUUAUGUUUAAAGAUAAAGAGCUGAUGGAUGUUUUAAAGGAGCGUAAAUAUGACAUGGUCCUUACUGACCCAGCAUGGGGAGCAGGUAUCAUGUUGGCUCAUGCUCUUAAUCUACCUCUUGUUUAUAAUGUGCGAUGGGUGACUAGCGGAGAAGGACAUUUGGCCAUUGCACCUUCACCUUUAUCCUAUAUCCCAAUAACUGGCUCAGGGCUGUCAGAUAAAAUGAGUUUCAUACAGAGAGUUAAAAAUCACAUUUUCUAUGCCCUCUGGCAAGCACAGGAUGGGUUUUUAUACAGCCCCCAGUAUCAAGCUGUGUGUGAUGCAUUCUUUGGCCCUGAGGUCAAAUACACUGACUUACUACGCGGAGCAGACCUGUGGCUUAUGAGAGCUGACUUUGUGUUUGAGUUUCCUCGCCCAACAAUGCCCAAUGUUGUCUAUAUAGGUGGGUUUCAAUGUAAACCUUCAGAACCACUCCCUGGACACCUGGAGGAGUUUGUGCAGAGUUCUGGAGAGCAUGGCUUCAUCAUCAUGUCUCUGGGGACUUUUGUGAGUGAACUUCCUGCUGACGUGACAAGUGAGAUCGCUGCAGCUUUUGCUAAAUUACCACAGAAAGUCAUCUGGAAGCAUAAAGGUGAACGACCAGCCACCCUGGGCAACAACACUCUGCUAGUGGACUGGAUGCCACAGAAUGACCUCCUGGGACACCCAAAGAUUAAACUAUUUGUGGCUCAUGGAGGAACAAACGGAGUCCAAGAAGCUAUGUAUCAUGGAGUCCCAGUUGUGGGACUGCCUGUGUUUUUUGACCAGUAUGACAACCUGCUCCGUCUGACAGACAGAGGUGCAGCUAAGAUGGUUACAUUAGCCACAGUGAACAAAGACAAUUUCCUAGAAGCAAUUGAGGAAGUCCUGAAGGAGCCGUCCUACAGGACGAACAUGCAGAGACUCUCCAGGCUGCACAGGGAUAAGCCAGUGAAACCGAUGGACAGUGCCAUCUUCUGGAUUGAGUUUGUCAUGAGACACAAAGGUGCCGCUCAUCUGAGAACAGAGUCCAACAGAAUGCCCUGGUAUUCCUACCACUCUGUAGAUGUGGUGUUGUUCUUGGUUGCAGUUGUGCUGCUCAUUUUUGGCACAUUUGCUGCCUUAAUAAGGUGUUUGUGCUUUAAAUUCUGUUUGAGAGCAAAAAUUAAAAGUGAUUAAAAUAAAAACAAUAAAAACUUCACAAAUAAUCU